Molecule: messenger RNA, 4305 nt
Organism: Heteronotia binoei (common prickly gecko)
Lineage: Eukaryota; Metazoa; Chordata; Lepidosauria; Squamata; Gekkonidae
Gene: RAB40C
Product: RAB40C, member RAS oncogene family
Exons: 7
Coding region: 317-1174 (285 amino acids)
Biological process (GO): intracellular signal transduction; protein localization to plasma membrane
Cellular component (GO): synaptic vesicle; endosome; plasma membrane
Molecular function (GO): GTP binding; GTPase activity
Source: RefSeq, a predicted model, not a curated record
GGGGACUGAGGAAGGGGAGGAGGAGGAGGCCUGUGGGGCUCGGGUUGUAGUCCCUAGUCCCGGACGGCGACGCAGCGCUCCUGAGGCCGGUCCCCACAGCGGUGCCGCCAGCCCAGCACGGACUCUCGCACAUUUUGACGGAAGAUUACUUUCAAAGGAUGGCAGGCCUGCUGUGAUAAAGAUCAUCGCUCUCUGCUUCCUGCCCACCUUUGGAAAGAUUUACGCUAUCCUAAUUCUCCCCCAAGAUCGCCCCGGAAAGUUUCAUAUCCUCUCAGCCUGACUGUAUGCUUAGUAUGCGGAUUGCACCUCUUCACUAAUGAGAGGGAGAAUGGGGACCCAGGGCAGCCCAGUGAAGAGCUAUGAUUAUCUGCUCAAGUUCUUGUUGGUGGGAGACAGCGACGUGGGCAAGGGAGAAAUCCUGGAGAGCCUUCAAGAUGGAGCGUCGGAAUCACCCUACGCCUACAGCAACGGGAUUGACUACAAGACCACGACAAUCCUCUUGGAUGGCAGGAGGGUCAAGCUGGAGCUCUGGGACACAUCUGGCCAAGGGAGGUUCUGCACCAUUUUUCGAUCUUACUCCAGAGGAGCUCAGGGAAUCCUCUUGGUAUAUGACAUCACCAACCGCUGGUCCUUCGAUGGCAUAGACCGAUGGAUCAAGGAGAUAGACGAGCAUGCCCCGGGCGUGCCCCGCAUCUUGGUCGGCAACAGACUUCACCUAGCCUUCAAACGGCAGGUCCCAACCGAGCAGGCCCGAUCCUACGCUGAGAAAAACUGCAUGACGUUCUUUGAAGUCAGCCCAUUGUGCAAUUUCAACGUGAUCGAGUCCUUUACAGAGCUGUCUCGCAUUGUGCUGAUGAGGCAUGGGAUGGAGAAAAUCUGGCGGCCCAACAGAGUGUUCAGCUUGCAAGACCUCUGCUGCCGCGCCAUCGUCUCCUGCACGCCCGUCCACCUGAUCGACAAGCUGCCCCUCCCCGUCACCAUCAAGAGCCACCUGAAGUCCUUCUCCAUGGCCAACGGCAUGAACGCCGUCAUGAUGCACGGCCGCUCGUACUCCUUGGCCAGCAGCGGAGGUGGGAGCGGCAGCAAAGGCAACAGCCUCAAGCGCUCCAAGUCAAUCCGCCCGCCCCAGAGCCCGCCCCAGAACUGCUCGCGGAACAACUGCAAGAUCUCCUAGCGAGCCUCGGAGGCUCGUCUCCCUCCGAACACGCAUCGAGACCUGCUUGCCAAACGUGUGGAUGUUUACGCCCAGGUCCUCAUUCUGGCAGGGGUCUUUUUUCCCGAUGUGGCUCUGGCAGUGGGCACCCACGGGACUGGCGAAGAGCUCGUGCCCUGGCCUUCAGCUGGAGGGGGUCCCACGUUGUGGCAAAGGGGAGGCUGUGCCAAGCCACCUUUGCCAAGAAUGCAGUGGGUCUCACCCUCCACUUGCUUGGGGGAAUGACGUUGCUGGAGUACAUGAGGGGGGGGGGAUUCUGCCUCAUACUUGGGGUAUGGUGAGACCUUGUGCUGCAACUUUAACCCUCGGGCUCCCAAGCAGGAUCGCUGCCGCCGCAGCCAACCGUGAAGUGAACCAAGCCGCCGCGACCUGGAAAUCCAACCCGACAGAGUCCUGUCUUUAUUCAACGGACCGUGGGCCGGCCGGGAUUCCGCAGGACGCAGGCCACUUGACAUUUUCACCUAUUUAUAGAAAAAAAAAAAUCGUAUAUCUCACUACUGUUUCUAAAGGGGGUUUUCUUUUUUUCCUUUCCUUUUCUUGUUUUAAGAGGAGGCCAUCAGGGGAAAGAAAUGUUUUAUGUAGCCUUGUAUAUAGAAGUGCUGGACUUGGAAUCCUGGGGCUCACUGAAGGAAGUGGGGAAAGCCGGCAAGGUCGGGGCAGAAGGAUCAGAUGUUCUAAGAAUUGUAUAAGAGGCACAGGGCUGGCCUUGAGAUCAUUGUUUUUGAAAUCAUUAUUCUAUAUGUGGGGGGGAAAGGAAAGAUUUGCUUCUGUCGCUCUCCAACCCAGAUUUCGGAGACGUUCGUGGCAACGGGCACGAGGCACAAAUGGAGAAUGAGGGUUUGAAUGAUGUCAUCCAGCCGGGGUGGGAGGGGAGAGUGCCCUGGACACAUCUGGGGCUUGUUAAUGGCUGAGAAAGGGGUUGCUCUGGAGGCGACCUUGCCUCCUGGGGCAUCUAGAGGAAACGUUUGGCUGGCCCAGGUAUCUCAAAGCAAGAGUCAUGGCUUGAGGCAUUGGGGGCAGGGAGAUAAUGCUCGUGCCACCGAAUGUGCCGCAUGUUCCCUGGCCGAAUGGGGUUAAUCCCACGCGCUUCUUCGCUGUUGCUGGGAAGCCCAGCUGCAUGCUGUGCAGCUCUCUAGAUUUACCUUAUGGCUCAGCUGUCCUGUUUCGAUGGCUUCCCCAGGCCGCAGAGGAGAGAGAAGCUUAAAAGAACCCCCGAGAGAGAUCCAGGAUUUUCUGGUUUCGGAAUACCCUUUUUCACUCUCUCCAGGAGCCUCACGGGAUUACCCAGAGCUGCUGCAGGAAGCUGUUCCCGAAUGCUGUGAGACUCCGUAGUUUGUGUGUGAGCAGGACUUUUUUUUUUUUGCAAAGGAACUCCUUUGCAUAUUAGGCUACACCCCCCCCCCCAAUGUAGCCAAUGUAGACCUUGUAAGCUCUUGGAGGAUUGGCUUACAUCAGGGGGCUGUAGCCUAAUAUGCAGAGGCAUUCCUGCUACAAAGAAAUAAAAAGCCCUGCUUAUGAGAGAAAGAAUGAGCAGGGUUCUUGGCCUGGGGGGAGGAGGUGGUAGGCAACGGAACAGUUCGAGAUGUCCAACCCAGAACCCAGGUGGCCUCUUUAGUUUUGCAGACCAGAAGCUUUUGCCAGAUGUCAAGUGGAGAAUCUCCACUCUUGGGGACCCUUUUGAUUCAGUUGGAUAUUCAUGGGGCCAGGUGGUAGCUGCCACGUCCUCCUGUCUCCCUGGAUCAUGGAGGCUCUUGGAGCUGCCAGCGCUUCAGAGAGGAACAGGACCUCUGCCCGAAGUUGUGAGCAGCACCCUGGCGGUUCCUUCUGCAAAGCUUGGUGGAAAAUACCCUCCAGCAUCUGUAAAGGUAGUGAAGGAAGCUAGCUCAGCGGGGUAGGGGGCUUUAAACACUCAACUGUAGCCCAUAAAAGGCACAGUUGUCGAGUUCCUCCGCUUGCCAGCUCCGUUGCCUCCUUUCCUCCUCUUGAACCGGGCAGAUGUCUCUUCCCGGGUGCUUUCUCUCUCCUGGGCCAGAAUCGGCCGCCCCGCCAUGUCACGGAUCAGAACGGGCGGCAUGACGCUGCCGGAUGCUCGCCGGGCAGCUGACUGCCUGUCCUGUUUGAGCACUUUGACGGGAGCCUGGUUGGCACAGCUCGCAGCGCGUGGACCACUCCGGGAUCACUUGGCAUGAAAGGCGAGCCGCUGAGCCCUCAGCGCUGGCACGAGCUCAAACAGUUCAGCAGGGAGAUAGGUCAAGGGCAGGGGAAAGCCUUUGGCGGCAUCUCCGCCCAGCCGCAAACAAAGCCAGAGCCAAAUCCAGGGCGAGUGGCGUGGAAGCCGAGAGAUUUACGGGGCAUGUCCGCACGGGGCACCUGUCGCCGUUAGCUCAAAAUGGAGCAGGAGGCGAUCGCUGACUCAAUGGGCCUGGCAUUCUGGGGAUGCGCGCCGAACAGGUGACCACCGAGCGGCCCAUCUUUUCCACCCCGGGUUUUAAAAUAGCCACGUCCCAAAAACAGCCCUAGCAUGUGCAUUGUUUGCUCUGAGGAAUUGCAGGGAGCCCCCUGUCCCAUUUGGCAGGCUGUAAAUCCUCCCGUAUUGUUCUUGCACCGUUUCAAUAUAGCUUUUGUGCAUAGUUGGGUGGAAGGGAGGGGGCUGUGGGCCGUUUAUCUUAGGGCAGGUUUGAAGAUGCUGUGCAUUGCAAAACCAUGUUUGACUUACCUGUUUCUUCUCUCCCAGCGACCUCCUCCUGAAUUGUACACGUCUGCUUAUCAGCCUCACUCACCUGUAAAAACGCCUCUGAACAUUUCCUUCCCUUUUCUUUAUUUUCUAAUCACGGCAAACGCGUCCUCUUGGAAUGAGAUUCUCUGGAAUGUCCGCCGAUCAAAGCCGAACCCCGCCCUUACCCCUUUUACAUUAUUUUGUUUUAAUGUCCAACUCCAAGAAUGUGACCUGAUGACGGAACACUAGAAUCUUAGCUGCUCUCCCAAACAUUCGUACCAUUCCUCCGUUUUUAAUUCCUUUGUACAGUAAAUGUCGUCGUUCGACCGGGAUGGUUUUUAUAUAAAUUAAAAGCGACAUCUUGUUUCAAAAACCA